AGGUACCUACCUACAUUGAGUUUUCGUCUCAAAUUCCUCUAUGAACAUUGAACGCACAUCUUGUGAUUGUAAUGAGAUAAAUGUUGCACUGUGCUCUAAUGAACUAAUGUUAUGUUGAAAUGAUAUUAAUUAGUGUUUAAGUAUGAUUUUAAGCGACAAAAUGUAUCGGAAAAUUUUGUGGUGUUACGUAUUUUUAUUGACAUCGCUGGAUAUAUCCCUAAACUCAAAGCUGACGGCACAGGGAAAGAGCCAUGGUACAUCAGUUCAGGAUUCUCUCACAGACGGCAUUGCAUUUCAAGAAUGGGGGGCAGACUCAAUCUCAGUGGAGAGCAACAAGAGCGCCGGCGAGAGCGUCGAGGGCGUGGCCCUCUGGCCGCCGGCGCUCCGCUUCGGGCGCUCCGCCCUCGCCGAGCCGCACACUCGUCUAGUCACAUUGACCAAUAUGGCCAAUACUACGCUACAUUUGGCUUCCGUGGCGGGCACUACGCCAGACUUCCAUGCUUCCUUUUUUGACUCUAAGUCCGUGCCACCGCAAGGCAACACGACGUUCUCUGUGGUGUACCUCGGCAGGCGCGAGGGGCUCGUCACGGCGCAUCUCUAUAUACACACGUCGCUCGGUGUACAUAAGUAUCCGGUAUCGGCGAUCGGUGUAGCCAGCGAAUACGACGUGUGGCCGCUGAUUGGUCUGCGCGUGCCGGCGAACGCGUCCGUCGAGCCCGAGCUCACGUUAUACAAUCCUACCGAUAAAGUUAUACAGGUGAGCGAGGUGUACUCAUCGGGCGGGUGGCUAGGGCUGCGCCUCGCCGGCGGGGGCAACAGGGCUCCGCGCGACGUGUGGGCGGUGCCGCCGCGUGAGAGCCGCGCGCUCGUGCGUCUGCGCGUGUCGCCUGCGCACAAGCAGCCCCGUGCGGCGUAUGUGCGGAUAAAAGCGAACAUCCCUGGCGGCGGGCUGGUGGUGUGCGUGGAGGCGCGCGGCGCGGCGGCCGGCCCCCACGCGCGCCCGCUGCACCUGCGCCUGCGCCCGCACGGCGCGCACGAUCCCGAGCGCACGGUAUACGUGGAGGCAGCAAACAGCGCGAACGUCGCAGUGCGGGUCGACUCGUCGCUCGGCGCCGCGCGCUGCUGGCGCUCCGCCCCCGCGCCGCACGAGCCCUGCGCUGACACGCACACUGCUAACGGUGGUAUGGAGGUUCACAACGGGGCUCAUUUGACAGUACUGCGCUCGCACCUCGAGCCGUUUGAAGAGUUCACACGAGUCGCACGACUUACGCUUAACUACGCGGAGCUGUAUGCGCAAGCGCAGCAGAGGCAAAUUGAAAGUGACGACGAAACGCGGCAGAACGGGGACGACCCCAGUGGGCUGAGUGGGGACGAGUUGGGGCUGCUGGGGCAGAUGGGGCAGUGGGCGUGGUGCGGGGGCUGCGUGAGAGUGGGCAAAGCCACGGUGCCGUACAGUGUCAGUAUACUGCCGGGCACGCUGGCCUUCACGCCGAGUGCGAUAGACAUAGUCACAUCGGACAUUGAAAAUGCAGUGAAAGAACAAGAGAUACGCGCAGAGAAUCGGUUCGACGAGCCGCUACAGAUCACGGCCGUGCGCUUGCCAGAAGAGGCUAAACCUUAUUUUAGGAUAUCAGAUUUCAUACCGCUCACACUGCAACCGGGUGGCAUCGAAUCGUUAGUGCGUAUCAAACUACGCGAAAAGCCCCCAGAGGAGGUAACCCUGGACCUCGCGAUCGUGGUUCAUACAAACAUGUCACUGUACCACGUGCCUCUGCGGUUGUACAGCGGGAAGUUUAGAUUUGAAUGGGAGUGGCCCAAUUCAUCGGACGGUAACUUGAACCUGGGCGCCGUGGGCACGUCGACCACGUGGCGCGUGGGGCUGCGGAUUCACAACCCGGCGUGUGUUGAGAUGUGUAUCACGGACUUGGGGGCUACGCUGCCGGGCGCGUCAGCUACGCUUUCUAUUUCUGCACCGCAGUGCGUGCCGCCGCGUGGAUGGUCGCUGGCCGCGCUGCGCGUGGUGGCCCCGGCACGGGAGGGCGCCGUGGCGGGCUCCGUGCACGUGAGCAGCGGGCACGCACGCGCCACUGCGCCACUUGCGUUGCGCGCGCACGCCGGCCGCCUCACCGCUGCGCAGGCGCGUCCGCCGCCCGCCGCGCCGUACGCAGGCACGCGAGUGGCGCUAGUUGUGGAGAACUCGAUGUCGCUGUGGAUGCGCGUCACGGGCGUCACGUACGCGCAAGACAACACGCUGGAGACCCUCACUUUUAUCCCCAUAGAGGAGGCGGAGAUAGGCCCCGGGCGGCAGACGGUCGGCUACCUAUACUACGACCCGGAGCGGCUGUGCGAGCCCAACUGUUACACCGGCCUGCCGCUCGAUACUGCGGAUGGUGCCGCGUGGGCGGAGCGGGCCCGCAGCAACCGCGGCGCGGCGUGGGGUGGGGCGGUGCGGUCGGACGUGCGCGCGCUGCUGGCUCGCCUGCCGCGCUGGGCCGCUGCGCGCGCGCCGCGCAACUACUCGCUGUACCUGCACACUACACAGGUGGUGCAAACCCCCGUGGAGAUGAGGGUGGAGCACGCGUGGCCGCGGCUGGCGGCGUUCAGCGCGGUGGUGGAGGCGGAGGGCGGCGCGGGGCGGCGCGAGCGGCUGGGCGGCGCGGGGCUGGUGGCGGUGGGCGGGCGGGGCGCGCUGCGGCUGCGCGUGCGCAACCCCUGCCCCGAGCGCCGCCUGCUGCUGCACGCCGUGCUCGCGCCCACGCUCACCGACGCGCUGCCGCCUGAAGCUGGCGGUGAUUCGACAUGGUGCAAAACGGAAUCCUGCGUAUGGUCAGAUGCGUUCUCCAUCAAGGGUUGGAGGGUCAUAGCGGGCGGGGUGCGGCCCGUGGAAGAGAGAGGGGACGAUCGGGAUGAGUACGGGAGUGACAGGGACAACAGCACCCUCGGUCUGCCCGUGCUCGUGUUGGAGCCGUUCUCUGAAGUGGAUAUAGAGAUUGAGUUCGCGCCGAGACAAGCGGCGGCUUUGACUACGUACUUGUAUUUGAGAAAUAACUUGACGGUGGUGGAGGGUGUGCAGUUGUUCGGUGUAGGUGCAUUCCCGAGUUUCGAUAUAGGCGGUAGGAGACCUGGACCGUCGUCUAUUUUCCACUUUGAGGCGGAGGAGUGCGUUAUGGACGCGCGCACGGGCGUGGUGCGGCGGCGCGUGGUGGCGCGCAACACGGGGCGCGUGCGCGUGCGGCUCGGCGCCUGGGACAUCGCGCGGGCGGGCUGCCGCGCGCGGGGCUUCCGCCUGCAGCCCUGCGCGCCGCUCGACCUCGCGCCCAACCAGUCGCACGCGCUGCACCUGUCCUUCGCGCCCGACUUCACGCUCGCGCGCCACGCCGCCCGCCUGCGCCUGCACUCCGACCUGGGCCCCGUGGAGUACGCGCUGCUGGGCACGGUGCCGGCGCGCCUGCUGGCCCGCUGCGCGCCCGCCUACCCGCGCCACCCGUGGGACGCGCCGCUGCGCACCUUCGCCAGCACGCUCGCGUUCCUCGUGCUGGCCGUGCUGCUGUUCAGCGCCGUGUACGACUCGGAGCGGCUGCUGCGGCGCGCGCGCACCCCCCGCGCGCCCGCCCCCCGCGCGCCGCUCGACCUGCGGGAAGUGGCCGCGGACACAACGGCACCCCCUCCCCCCGCGCCCCGCGCCACGUCCCGCCGCCGCCGCCCCGCGCGCCGCACCGACCCCCGCGCGGAAAGACGGGCCUUCGAGCGCUGGCGUACAGAAGUACUGCGCCGAGCUGAUGAUGACUCCUCCCGCUCCAGCGAAGACCCAGAAACGGAAAGAACGUCCCCAGAAAGAAACGUCGAACCGAUAGUUGCGGAAACGAAAACGGAAGAAAAUGUCGAAGUGCAAUCUAGCGCUUCCGAAGAAUCGACCCCAGUAGACGAGCAAGAUAACGAUGAAGCUUACACGGCGGAUGGUGAAUUGGACGCUAGAGAUUCCCCAGAAGAGACAGUGACUGAACCCAAGAUCAGUCCGAUACGCGCGCAAUCCCCGCCCAAAGUUCCCGUUGAGAGAACGCGCCGCUCGCCUAACAACCGCCGUGAACGUUCCAGAAACGAUGAGACUGUCAAAAAGAAUACCACACGCCCGCACAUUAGAAAGGAAAAACGAAGACAGAGAGUUGUAACUCCUCCGCGUUCUCCUGCUGUUGUAAAAGAAGUAGAAGAAGUAGGGGAUGUUGGUGAAUCACGUGGUACAGUGAGAUGGGGGGCAUCAUGGAGUUCAGUAGUUGCUGGGCCUCCACUAGCGCCCAUAGGGUCAGAUGUUCGACGCCGGGAGCCAGACCAUACGGAUAACUCGCUGUUCUAUUACAAUGGGGCUCCGGAGCCUCCACGGCCAGAGACAGAGUUCAGCUGGAGACCAGCUAUUGGCACUCCUGAUAGAUCGCCGUUCACACCGUCUACUAGAGAGUUUCUUGACGAGACACCCACCUACAACACGCUCGGUUCCGUCUGGGGUGGUACAUGUGACGCGUGGGGCUGGGGCGGCGCCCCAGUGCGGCCGCCGCCGGGCUUCGCCCCACAACCGCGCCCCUAUGACCCGUUCCGCUCAUUAGCCUCCAUCUGGGCACCAGCGCCACACGACUGGACAGUCAACACCAACCGGAAUGAUGAAGAGCCGAAGAAUUAGAUGCUUUUGUGCGGUUAUAAUAUUGUUUUAUUAUAUGGAAGUAC
This is a messenger RNA of Colias croceus (clouded yellow), 4716 nucleotides long. RefSeq names its product transmembrane protein 131 homolog (gene Tmem131). The coding region runs from base 143 to 4672 and encodes 1509 amino acids. Gene Ontology annotation, cellular component: membrane. NCBI's taxonomy places the organism in Eukaryota, Metazoa, Arthropoda, Insecta, Lepidoptera, Pieridae. The record is from RefSeq and is a predicted model, not a curated record. The transcript has 22 exons.